AUGGAAGAGAAUAAAACAAACGUUAUAAGAGGAAAAUUUAUUGUAAUAGAAGGUAUAGAUAAAGCUGGUAAAACAACGCUUAGUAAUCACUUAAUCAAAACGAUCAAUUGUGUAAGAGUAGCAUUUCCAGAUAGAAAUACACCAUCUGGACAGAAAAUUAAUGAAUUUCUGAAAACUGGAAAUUAUGAGUUAAAUCAAGAAGAUACUGAGAAGUAUAAUUUUUACUUAAAACAUUUUCACAAAUCAAACGAAUCUAAAAAUUUAGUUAAAUUUUGGAAAAUGCAAUGUCUAUUUUAUGAAAACAGAGUCGAGAAACAAGAGUUUAUCAAAUCAAAAUUAGAUGAGGGUGUUAACAUAAUUUGUGAUAGAUAUUCAAUCAGUGGAAUAGUCUAUUCUAGUGCAAAUGGAAUAGACAUGGAUUAUUGUAUAAAUAUGGAAUCUGAUUUAAUACAACCAGAUAUAACAAUCUUUUUAAAUGUUCUACCUAAACAAGCAAGUGAUAGAUGUAAUGAUACGAAUGAAAUUUAUGAGAAUCUUAAAUUUCAAACAAAAGUUUAUGAAAAAUAUCAGUACUUUAAAGAUAAAAUGGUUUUUAUUGAAGGAAAAGAGGAAGAUGUGUAUUUAAAAGCUAUAAAGCAUAUUAAUAAACAUUAA
Molecule: messenger RNA, 654 nt
Organism: Hepatospora eriocheir
Lineage: Eukaryota; Fungi; Microsporidia; Hepatosporidae
Source: the annotation of a GenBank genome assembly